AUGAUUGAGAAGCUCAGGGUGGAUUGUGAGAAGUUGUUGUCUCGCCAGCAGCUGGCCUGUGACCACUGUUAUUUCAGCAUUCCACUGCACGGAAAGGACAUCGCGGUGUACAGCACCACGGACCUACUGCAGCAGCCUCUGCUGCUCACUGGCCAUCAUGGGGAGGUCAGCGCCAUGACUUUUGGACAGAGAAACGCUCCAGUUCUUCUGUGCUCUGCCUCUGAUGAUUAUAUUAUUGUCUGGGAUAUUGAACUGUGCAAAAAGAGAACAGAGGAAGGCCGGGUUGCAGCAGGAACAGUGAUUGGGACAUUACUUGGAGAAGUUGUUCACCUUUCAUUCUGUUUCUCUGAUGAGCGAGUGGCUGCUUGCUCCAAAGAAACUACCUACAUUCUCAAUUCUACGAGGCAGGAAGUGAUCUGUACUUUGGUUAGCCACCAUGGACCUGUAACAUCAGCAGAAUUUUGUCCUUGGAAUAAAAAUCUUCUUGUUACCACUUCAGAGGACCGCACAUUUAAGGUUUGGGAUUUACAGACUGAAGCUCUUUUCUACCAGUCAUUUGUGCUCUCAGCAUCUCCACUGCUCACUGCAUUUUUCUCUGAGGAGAAUAAGCACCUCAUCGUUGGCUCAAAUGAUGGACAGGUGUGGUGCUUUUCUUUUAAUGAGGACCACAAGUGUCACCUGGUGACCAGAAUGGACCUCCAGAAGAUGGAAAAGAGGCAUAAAGUGUCCCAGGAGGCUGUGAACCAUCACCAAACAGAUGUUGCUGAACACUCAGAAAAGGUGGAAACUUCCAAACCGGUCCUCAGAAUUGCUUCUUGCAGACGAUUUACAGACAUCAAUGCAGACCAACCAAAGGCUGACAGCUGGUUUUGCAUUGGGAGCUCUGAUGGCUUGUAUGUGGUGGAUCUGGCUACCUCUGAACUCCAAGCAGCACUCUAUUUCAAAGAUCAUCCUGACCUGAGCUUAUGUAUGGCAGGUUCAUGGUCCGUCUCUUCUGAGUACAGCAACAAAAUGGUGUUUGUAGUGAGCUCUUUGUUUACUCCCUGCGUGGUCCUGCUGGAGCUCUGUCUGAGUGAUCUCUUGAGGGUAUCAGCUUGUGCUGAAGGCUUUUCAGUGUUUCCAAGUUCCCCUCCACUGUUCCAAUCUCCUCUGAACGAUGAGUUAAGGAGGAAGGAACCCAACCCUCCUAAACAGAAAGGAAAUAUGAAGGAUAAGCCUCUGGUUUUUCAUUCAAAAGUGAAGUCUUCUGGUUACACUCAUGCCCCAAGAAAAAUGAUGUUCACUCCCAAAAUAAAUGUUCCAAAGGUUUCCUCUAAACAGAGCAACAAAAAUACAGGUUUACACCUUCAAGAUUACCCAGUGGACAGUGCAGCGCCAACUGUCCCAUGUACUGAGCAAAGCAUUGCCAACAAACAGGUCUCAUGUCUUCAGUUUUCAGGUGAUGGAAAACAAAUCCUGUGCGGUCUUGGCGACAGUUCAGUCUUAUUGUACAGGUCCGGCCUCACUGGCAAUCCCUCUGUCUACGCAGGACACGACAGACCAGUGAGCUGUGUGAGCUGGAGCCUCAGCAGACAGUGGUGGUUGAGCGCCUCAGACGACCUGUCACUGCGAGUCUGGGCCCACUGCCGUUCAGAACCUGCCAUUACCAUGGGCAGAAAGAUGUUCCCCAAGCCCAUCAGAGGGGCCCAGUUUUAUUACCUCGACAAGUUUUUACUUUUGGCAUCUGGACCUUCUCUGCAGCUUUACCUUUAUCAUGUGGACACCUCAAAAGAUGACAUAAAAAGAUAUAAGCAGCAGAGCGUCAUCAAACGGACAAGUUGCUUCACCACAACAUCUGCAACAGACAUCACUGCCAUGUCUUCCGUCAAUGAUUUCUUGUCGUACAUGGUCCUGGUGGGUGGAUUUGAUCGGUCCAUGCAAGUGUUUGACAUGAACAGAGGUGCGGUUGUGUGGGAGGUGCCUGAUGCCCACAGCAGAGCCAUCCACUGCAUCGUACAGAAUAAGGGAUCCGCGUUCAGCACACAGCCUUCGGAGUCGUACAACCUCUUUCUCACGAGUGCAGUCACAGAUGGCGUGAAGAUCUGGGACCUUCGUACACCGAGGUGUGUGCGUCGCUAUGACAACCAUGUAAAUCGCUGUCAUCCCUGUUCUUCUGCCAUCUCACCAUGUGGCCGGUUCAUCGCUUCAGGUUCUGAGGACAACUGCGCAUAUGUGUAUGACAUCCGUAGCAGUACCUACCUGCAUAAGCUUCAGAAACACUCAGACACUGUGCUCAGUGUGGCGUUCAACCCUGCUACACCAGAGCUGCUAACGGGGACUCUGGAUGGGAAGCUGAGACUGUUUCGUCCCAGCAGCAGGUCUCCGUUGGAGUCAUGA
Salarias fasciatus (jewelled blenny) is the source of this 2376-nucleotide messenger RNA. RefSeq names its product WD repeat domain 27 (gene wdr27). NCBI's taxonomy places the organism in Eukaryota, Metazoa, Chordata, Actinopteri, Blenniiformes, Blenniidae. Gene Ontology annotation, molecular function: protein binding. The transcript has 24 exons. The record is from RefSeq and is a predicted model, not a curated record. Bases 1 to 2376 code for a protein of 791 amino acids.